Messenger RNA from Varanus komodoensis (Komodo dragon), 2518 nucleotides. It is a transcript of the gene ZMYND10, whose product is annotated as zinc finger MYND-type containing 10. The record is from RefSeq and is a predicted model, not a curated record. The transcript is spliced from 12 exons. NCBI's taxonomy places the organism in Eukaryota, Metazoa, Chordata, Lepidosauria, Squamata, Varanidae. Gene Ontology annotation, cellular component: cytoplasm; centriolar satellite. Bases 104 to 1348 code for a protein of 414 amino acids. Gene Ontology annotation, biological process: motile cilium assembly; inner dynein arm assembly; outer dynein arm assembly.
AUAUUUGCACCUGAAGCCUCCAUGAGAGGAAAAGCAACUCAGGAGAAUCUGGAACAAAAGAAGCUGGUGGCUACGGCAACAUGAGUACAUCGAGAAGCUAAACAUGCAGGCCAUAUUGAGUGCUUCUGCUGGGCAAGAGCAGCUCCUUAUUGACGUUCUGGUGAACAAUGCCAAGAUCCCAGUUCUCAUUGAAGAGUUAAUAACUGUGGAGAUCUGGAAGCAGAAGAUCUUCCCCAUAGUAUGCAGGCUGGAGGACUUCAAACCAAAAAGCACCUUUCCCAUAUACUUAGUUCUGCGUCAUGAAGCUUCAGUUAUUAACCUCCUGGAGACAGUAUUCUAUCACAAGGAAAUCUGUGAAUCAGCAGAGGAUACCAUUUUGGACCUGAUAGAUUACACGCACAGGAAGCUGACCCUAUUGGUAGCACAAACUGCCAGUGGGAAGAUACCAGUGGAACAGAAGCUGCAGCCUGAGGAUCUUGCAAAUCCGUCGUCAGUGAAGGAGUUAAAGAAGCAAGCUGCAGAGAUGGAGUUUGAAAUUGCACUGAAAGCUUUAUCUGUGUUCCGUUUCAUUACUGGUCUGAUAGAGAGUUUGCCAGUGAAUGCUGUGACAAGAAUGCUAAAUACCCACAACUUUCCAUGUCUUUUGGUACAGUUAGUGGAGCAUUGUCCAUGGAUCUAUCGUAAAGAAGGGAAGCUGAAAAAGUUUGAAGAUGGUGCCUGGUAUGAGGUACCCUAUGAAGACCAUGUGAAGAUUACUAAACUGGAUGGGCAAGUGUGGAUUGCUCUGUAUAACAUACUACUUAGUUCAGAAUGCCAGCGCAAGUACAACUUCAAUAACUUCAACAAAAGCCAGCUCCUGAAGCUCCGUGCUUUCCUGACAGAAGUUGUCAUUGAUCAAUUCCCCAAUCUUUUGGAGAUGCAGAGAUUCCUAAGCCACCUUGCUGUGACAGAUCCUGAACCACCCAAGAAAGACCUCAUACUAGAGCAGGUUCCUGUAAUCUGGGACCAAGUUGUCAGAGAGAACUCUGGAAAAUGGCAAGCAAUUGCCAAGCACCAGGUAAACAAUAUGUUUAGCCCUUCAGAGGAGGAACUGAAAAGCCAGGCUUGCAGAUGGGCCAAGACAUACAACCUGGAUGUAAUGGAAGCCCUGAUCCCAAACAAACCUAAGUGUGGAAUGUGUGGCUGUGAGGCAACAAAACGCUGCUCCCGUUGUCGGAAUGAAUGGUAUUGCAGACGGGAGUGUCAGGUAAAGCACUGGCAGAAACACAAGAAGGCUUGCAAUUUGAUGGCUGAUACCCUGAAGAAAAUACAGGAAGAUGUACAAAUGCAGGCAAAAUCCACCAACUAAUUCAUGUGGGUAAUAGAUUUUUCUUCUGUUUCUCCUUUGGCAAACAGACAAAAUUCAGAAUUUCACAUUGGAGAAGACCCUCCAGUAUAUUAUAUUAUACAAUAUACUAUCAGAUUUAACAGACUUUAGCCAAAUAGAUCCUAGAAAGAAGGAACAUGAUUCUCAAUACUAGGAGAGAUCAUAUUGAGCCACUUAGUACAGAAACACCCCUAAGGUUACAAGGCUUGACCUUUGAUGCCAAUUUGAAUCUCAAGACAUCACAGCUACUUGUGUCUCCUGGAUUAAAGAGAUUACCAAUUACUCAUGGACUUUUACACUGGUGAGGGCUGUAGAGAUUUGAUUAUUUCCUCAUAUUCCAGUCAGAAAUGGUGAUCAGUACUGAAUUUCCUAGGAAUCUGGAAGAGCUGAAUUUUAGUUGUGCUAAACUGGAGACUGUUUUUCACAUUACCAUCCAGAAUUCUUAAGUUUUGCAAGAUUUGAUGAAUUUAAGUGAAGUUUUGAACCUGUGUAUAUGCCUUGAAUAUUGUGACCUCAGUCUUGUUGAAACCACUUGGAUGUAAGAUUAUUUCAAACUAUGCAUUAUAUGUAAUAUUGAUAACCGUAGCCCAGUGGCCUUUUUUGAAGAAAAGCUCUUCGGGAAGGCAUGGUUGGAAGCAGAGAAGUCACACUAGGGGGGAGCAGUUAAUCUUCACCCUGCCUAAAAUCACCAUACAGCUAUGUAGCAUUUCCUCUAUAUGGCAUCAAGCAUAUGCUUAUAAGGAAUGCAGUUACAAUUGUAUGCAACAUGGUAGAUUGGCCUUAAUUUAAGCCAAAUGGAUAGAUACAACUUAAGCACAAUUAACUUUCUUCAGGACCUCAGUAUUUGCAAAUCCUUUGUAGUUUCAAACUAAGUUGCAUAUAUUUUGUAUCGAGGUAAGAGCGGAAAGUGCUAAUAUACAAUUUUAGAAACCAUUCCACUAGCUGCUGAACUGCACAGUUACUUCGGAAGCACUGAAUAUGCAUGGCUGAGUAAGCAGAAGGGAAAGGAUGUGGUUAACUAAUUUCGAUUUGAUGAGCUAUAUGGUUUCAACUGUUGAGAAUGUAACACAUAAAAUGUUCAUUGUUCCUGAGAAAACUGAUUAUCUAUUCCUUUUUCAUUGUUAAAAAAAUAAACAAUCUUCUAAUUGUAUA